AGCGCGAGCGCCGUCGGCGGCGCCUGCAGACAUGGACCCUUUCACGGAGAAACUUCUCGAGCGAACCCGUGCCAGGAGGGAGAAUUUACAGAAGAAAAUGGCAGAGCGGCCCAUAGGAGGAAUGAGACCGACAAUGCAAACAAAAAGGAGCAGAGAGCCUUUGUCAGAAACUGGUAACCAGCCACUUCAACCUAAUGAAGAAGCAAAGCCGGGUACCAAGCCAUCACCAUCCAAAAGACGCUGCUCAGAUAAGGUGGAGGCUGCAGCUCCUAGUUCUGAGAAUGCACAUCCAGUUAACUCAUCUUCCCUAAACCAAGUUGUUCCUGAAAUUGCUCCUACUUCUCAGUCUGUUGCUUUGUCAUCUGAGAAAGAAGAGCAAGACCAUAAAACUGAUUCGGUUUCUGGUGCUUCAGUUAAAACACGUAUGCAAAAGCUGGCUGAACGGCGACGUUGUUGGGAUAGUGAUUUGCCUGAAAGUCCUUGCGUAUCUCCCAUCCAAUCAAAAGAAAGUGUUGUUUCUCCGCCCAAACUACCCCUUACAUCUGAGACCCCAAUAGGGCGAAGAGGCCGUUUAGCGAACCUUGCUGCUACAAUUGGUUCCUGGGAAAAUGACCUAAGUCAUCCAUCUGCAAAGCAAAACAACACACAAGAACAGCCUGGUACUACUUGUUUAUCCAAAUUGUCUACUACAAGUGGAGCAUCUGCUAGAAUCAAUAGUGGCAGUGUGAAGCAGGAUGCUGCUUCCUGUUCCCAAAGGGCUGUUGAGUCAUCUGUGAAUAAGUCAGCAAUCUCUGGGAUAUUGGGAAGUGCUAAUUCCAAAACCAUCUUGGGAGUAAAUAACCAUCAUGCAAAAGAUAUCGAGGUACCAAAGUUGCAGCUUCCAGAAGAAAAGCCUGUUCUUAAAUCAUCUUUGAAACCAGUAUUAUCACACCCACUUCCAGCCAAAGAGGAGCCAAACAAAGGAGCACAUACACACAUUGACUACAAGGAUAAGCCAACCACACCAGGAGGACCAGGCAUUAAGCCUUUUCUGGAGCGUUUUGGAGAGCGUUGCCAGGAACGUAGUGCACAUAGUCCUGCUAUAAGUGGAGGACACAGAACUCCCAUUAUCACUCCAAAUACAAAGACAAUCCAAGAAAGGCUCUUGAGACAGAAUGAAGCACCCUCAACUGUCAAUCUAGCCCAGCAGCUCAAGCAGGAACGUGAAAGAGAACUCGCAUCCAUUAGAGGUCGCUUUGACAAAGGCAGACUGUGGAGUGCUGAAAAAGGAGCAAACAAAGGCCCAGAAACGAAACAGGAAAACCAAGUUCAAACAAGCUCAAAACUCCUUCCUGGUUCAGAUGCCUCCUCCCGGUUACCAGAAGAAAACUCUGCAACACUUGAGAGAAUAGAAGAAAGCAAAUCUCCAGGCACUUCAGAAGAGAACAAGACAGAAAAACCUAUUCCUCUGAAAAUCUUUUCACCAGAGACUCCUGUAAAAACAAUGUCUAAUUCAAAGCCUGAACAACAUCUUGACAAACAAAAUGGACAAGAGCAAGAGACUGAGGCAAGGGUGGAGGAGGGUGAGAUGAAUAGUUCAGAAGUGAUAAGCAAUAUCUUUGAUGAAGCUCUUCAGGAUGAUGGGCCUGACAUAGAGAAACUUAAAAAAGAGAUGAUUAUGACCUUAGAAGAAGACAGUGACUAUGAACAGGAAGAGACGCUGAAUAUUUCAUCAAUGUCCCUCCUAACACCUUUAACGGAAUCUGUUGCUAGUCCACAGGCUUUUGCUUCCCCUAGUAAAUCAGUUGGUGAAGAGAGCAUUGCAAGUGACGACAGUCCAAAGUCCAGCAAGUUUCAAAGAACAGAGUCUGGAAGCAGCUUUGGGUCCCUGUCAGAAGAUCGUAGCCUUCUGUAUAGUAUUGAUGCCUAUCGGUCUCAGCGAUUUAAAGAAAAGGAUCGUCCUUCAAUAAAGCAAGUAAUUGUUCGUAAAGAAGAUGUUUCCUCCAGGCUUGAGGAGAAAAGGAAUGGAACUUCUGGUCAAAUUAACAUUAAACGAAAAUUACAGGAGCUGAAUAAUGAAAUCAACCUGCAGCAAACUGUGAUACACCAAGCAAGUCAGGCUCUGAACUGCUGUAUAGAUGAAGAGCAUGGGAAAGGAUCGCAAGAAGAAGCGGAAGCUGAGAGAUUACUUCUCAUUGCCACUGAAAAAAGAACAGUGCUGUUGGAAGAGCUAAAUAAACUAAAAAAUGAAGGACCUCAAAGCAAGAAGAACAAAGCUGGUUCGGUAUCUGGACUCUUUCCAUCCAGGGGAUCUGUUACUCUGUCAGAAAUUCGUCUACCUCUAAAAGCUGACUUUGUAUGUGGUACUGCCCAGAAACCAGAAACAGCCACCUACUACUACAUCAUCAUUUUGAGAGCAGGAGCAGAAAACAUGGUUGCAACUCCGCUCGCAAGUAUUGCAAACUCCCUGAAUGGAGAUGCUCUAACUUUUUCAACGACGUUUACUCUGCAAGAUGUGUCCAGUGACUUUGAGAUCAACAUUGAAGUGUAUAGCUUGGUACAGAGGAAAGAAACUGCAAGCAUUGAUAAAAGGAAAAAGUCAGCUAAGUCUAAGGUCAUUACUCCAAAGCGAUUACUGACAUCUAUUACUACUAAGAGUAAUCUUCACACUCCAGCCAUGGCCAGUCCAUGUGGGCCCAAUGCCGUGCGCACAAGCAACUUUGUUCUUGUUGGUUCUCAUAAAAUUUUACUGUCGUCAGUUGGGAGUACCAGAUUCCUUUUGGACAAGGUUCCAUUUUUGUCUCCUCUGGAAGGCCACAUAUACCUGAAGAUUAAAUGUCAAACAGAUUCAUGUGUAGAAGAGAGAGGAUUUUUGACUAUGUUUGAAGAUGUUAGUGGGUUUGGAGCUUGGCAUCGGCGUUGGUGUGUGCUUUCUGGUAAUUGCAUCUCUUACUGGACUUACCCUGAUGAUGAAAAGCGCAAGCAUCCAAUGGGAUCGUUAAACCUGGCAAACUGCACUAAUCGUCAAAUUGAGCCAGUCAACAGAGAGUUCUGUGCUCGGCCUAACACUUUUGAACUAGUUACUGUUCGGCCACAGAGGGAAGAUGAUAAGGAAACGCUUGUUAGCCAAUGCAGAGACACACUUUGCGUUACCAAGAACUGGUUGUCUGCUGAUACUAAGGAUGAGCGUAAUCUGUGGAUGCAAAAACUAAAUCAAGCUCUUGCUGAUCUUCGCAUGUGGCAGCCCGAUGCUUGCUAUGUCCCUAUUGGGAAGCCUUGAAUUGUGGGAAACCUCCCCCAGAAAGCUUGCUUAUAAAGCCAAAGGCAAACCCUAUCACUACUUAAUGAAGACUUUUGUAUACGGUGUUUUGGAUUCUACAUUACACUUCAUGCUUUAAAA
Messenger RNA from Euleptes europaea (tarantolino), 3379 nucleotides. RefSeq names its product anillin, actin binding protein (gene ANLN). Bases 32 to 3259 code for a protein of 1075 amino acids. The record is from RefSeq and is a predicted model, not a curated record. Gene Ontology annotation, biological process: actomyosin contractile ring assembly; septin ring organization; mitotic cytokinesis. Lineage: Eukaryota; Metazoa; Chordata; Lepidosauria; Squamata; Sphaerodactylidae. The transcript has 24 exons. Gene Ontology annotation, cellular component: actomyosin contractile ring.